CUCUGCAGGAGCGCACCACGCCGGCGAUGUUGUCGCACCGAACAGGAUCAAAAAGCAACCUGGUAGCUGCGUAUAAUGCACAACAUGAUGUUGUAGCGAAUCUACAUCAAGCGGUGAACAACAAGGCCGCGGGGGGUGUUUAUGCACAACAAGCUACUUCGGCGGCCGCAAGGACGACUAGAGGUACUGUUGGGCCACCUCUGGGAGGAGCAGGUACUACACCUAUGUCCUCCUCGUCGUCUGCCUCUGGUGGGUACGCUCAAGCGCACCAUCACCAGCAACAGCACUACCACCGGGAGAAUCAAAUUCUUGAUUUCGGCACGUGCUCCGCAGCCGCGUCGGUGUCUAGCCGUGCAGAACAACGGCCAAAAAUCAAAAAGGUCCCGCAACUGGGCGCGGAAUCAAGGAUGCGGCUGCUGGGCCGACGGGAGAAGAACAAAAACUCUCCGAAAAUGAGUACACAAAUGACAAACCACACGACGUCGGCGCUGACUACAGCAGGAGCUGGUCUUCUGGGCGGGCCCAGCACGUCGUUCCACGGAGGUAGUAGCUCUUCCAGUGGUGCGGGAGCAGCUGGACCACCCUACCACGGUACGAUGAAAAUGAAACACAGCGAGUCGUCGCAACAGCUCGCACGAACGCAUUCUGUACGGUCGAACUGCACCAAAAUAGCCAAAACCUUCAGUGCAUCACCCAGCUCCAGCGUGACCACAAGCAGACGCGGCGGCGGAGGUGGAGGGCCCGCAAGCAGCGUGGGGGGCAAC
This is a messenger RNA of Amoebophrya sp. A120, 764 nucleotides long. NCBI's taxonomy places the organism in Eukaryota, Dinophyceae, Syndiniales, Amoebophryaceae. The record is from the annotation of a GenBank genome assembly.